Molecule: messenger RNA, 2176 nt
Organism: Kogia breviceps (pygmy sperm whale)
Lineage: Eukaryota; Metazoa; Chordata; Mammalia; Artiodactyla; Physeteridae
Gene: DNAJB4
Product: DnaJ heat shock protein family (Hsp40) member B4
Biological process (GO): negative regulation of transcription by RNA polymerase II
Cellular component (GO): cytosol
Molecular function (GO): protein-folding chaperone binding
Source: RefSeq, a predicted model, not a curated record
UAUUUAUCUGUAAGUGAGCUGUUGGGGAAGGAAUUAAAUACAGAGACACUGUCUGCUUGCUGCCUUAAGACAGCGAAGCUGAAUUGCUGAUUUGCUUUAACUUUUAAAAUACCCAGCUUAGUUUAUUUUUCUUGGAAUCAUUGUAUUGCUAAGACUGGGGACGCUGUUUUCUUUCACAAAGGGAAUCUAAGUUCAUUUCAAGGCAUUCGAAAUGGGGAAAGACUAUUAUUGCAUUUUGGGAAUUGAAAAAGGAGCUUCAGAUGAAGAUAUUAAAAAGGCUUACCGAAAACAAGCCCUAAGAUUUCAUCCGGACAAGAACAAAUCUCCUCAGGCAGAGGAAAAAUUUAAAGAGGUCGCAGAAGCUUAUGAAGUAUUGAGUGAUCCUAAAAAGAGAGAAAUAUAUGAUCAGUUUGGGGAGGAAGGGUUGAAAGGAGGAGCAGGAGGUACUGAUGGACAAGGAGGUACCUUCCGGUACACCUUUCAUGGCGAUCCUCAUGCCACAUUUGCAGCAUUUUUCGGAGGUUCCAACCCCUUUGAAAUUUUCUUUGGAAGACGGAUGGGUGGUGGUAGAGAUUCUGAUGAAAUGGAAGUAGAUGGAGAUCCUUUUAGCGCCUUUGGAUUCAGCAUGAAUGGAUAUCCAAGAGACAGGAAUUCUGUCGGGCCAUCCCGCCUUAAACAAGAUCCUCCAGUUAUUCAUGAACUUAGAGUAUCACUUGAAGAAAUAUAUAGUGGUUGUACCAAACGGAUGAAGAUUUCUCGAAAAAGGUUAAACCCUGAUGGAAGGAGUUAUAGAACUGAGGACAAAAUUCUCACCAUCGAGAUAAAAAAAGGGUGGAAAGAAGGUACCAAAAUUACUUUUCCAAGGGAAGGAGAUGAAACACCAACUAGUAUUCCAGCAGACAUUGUUUUUGUCAUUAAAGAUAAAGAUCACCCAAAAUUCAAAAGGGAUGGAUCAAAUAUAAUUUAUACUGCUAGAAUUAGUUUACGAGAGGCAUUGUGUGGCUGUUCAUUUAAUGUGCCAACAAUGGAUGGAAGAACCAUACCUAUGACAAUAAAUGAUAUUGUGAAACCUGGAAUGAGGCGAAGAAUUAUCGGAUAUGGGCUACCGUUUCCAAAAAAUCCUGAGCAACGUGGUGACCUUCUAAUAGAAUUUGAGGUGUCCUUCCCAGAUACUAUAUCCUCAUCAUCCAAAGAAGUACUUAGGAAACAUCUUCCUGCCUCAUAGAAUGAAAAACUUUGUUACCCAUAUUUUGAUAAGGCACUGAAAACAUAAAAGGACUGGCCAUUUACUGAUGUAGAUGUGAAUUCUGUAUAAAGACAUGUAAAUUAUUUGGAGGGUUCAUUAAAUUGCAUGAAUAGAGACGGGUCAAAUAAAAAGGCAAAAGGGAUUUUUACAGUUAGAGAAGAAGAGAAAACCAUUCACUGUAUUUUAUUUCAUUUCUCCCAAAUCAGAAAAUUUUAGUAUUUUGCUUACAUGUAAAACUUGUUUCUGUGGAGUUAGUAGAUAUAUUUCUAAUAAAGUACUAGGAUAUCCAAGUACUUUAUUUCUUAUAUCUUUACAAUUAUCAGUAUGAUAGGUUCUCAUUUAUAAUGGAAAUUUAAAUUCUUAACGAAACUAUACAUGUGAUAGGUACUUCUAGAAAAUAAAAACCCAAGUCACUUGGAAGUCUGGUUAACUAGAUUAAAGUCACCAUAUGAAAUGCUGCUAUAGGGCUGGUACCCAUAAAAGAAUAUCCUAAUACAUAUGUUUCACCAUUUUGAUUUUUAAAGUAUGCUGUAGCAUUUCUUAAUAACAUAGUUGUAAUGGUCUUAAGGCAGACCUUUUCUUCAUAAAAUUUAUCUCCUGUGGAAAUCCCAAUUGGCCUGAAUUACUGAUAUUUUAGAAAUAGGUUGUUUUUAAAAUGCCAUAUAUAAUUUUAUGCAAGUUGACUAUAUAUCUUGGACUUAAUAAAUUAUAGGUACAUUUUAUUGUCCACUAGUUAAAAAUAAUUUGUUUGAUAAUAAAUGUGUUUUUAGAGGAAAUAUUGUUACUUGGAAUUAAUUUUCCAAUUACACAGCCUUCUAUAACUUACUCAUAAUAUGCUAUAUGUACCAUAUGCAAUUUCCCUAAAAAGAAUAAACUACCACUAUGGUGUUAAACCAAAAUAUGGGGAAAAUAAACACUAACUGCUGCUUA